Messenger RNA from Mus musculus (house mouse), 2597 nucleotides. It is a transcript of the gene Adam2, whose product is annotated as a disintegrin and metallopeptidase domain 2. NCBI's taxonomy places the organism in Eukaryota, Metazoa, Chordata, Mammalia, Rodentia, Muridae. Gene Ontology annotation, biological process: proteolysis. Gene Ontology annotation, cellular component: membrane. The transcript is spliced from 20 exons. Bases 130 to 2265 code for a protein of 711 amino acids. Gene Ontology annotation, molecular function: metallopeptidase activity; metalloendopeptidase activity. The record is from RefSeq and is a predicted model, not a curated record.
GCUUUCACCGAGCAGCACAAACGCUUCCCGGCACACAGCUGCGCUGCCCACAGCCCCCACCUCGCGCCCCCAACUGCCCUGUAGAGGGCCAACUGCCAUUCCCCGGGGCGGGGUCCAGGAGGCCAGGCCAUGUGGCUCAUCUUGCUUCUACUGAGUGGGCUGAGUGAACUUGGCGGCCUUAGCCAGUCCCAAACAGAAGGCACUCGUGAGAAAUUACACGUGCAAGUCACAGUGCCAGAGAAAAUCCGGUCCGUCACAAGCAAUGGCUACGAAACACAGGUGACCUACAAUCUCAAAAUCGAAGGGAAAACAUACACCUUGGACCUAAUGCAAAAACCGUUCUUGCCUCCCAACUUUAGAGUAUACAGUUAUGACAACGCAGGAAUCAUGAGGUCUCUUGAGCAGAAGUUUCAGAAUAUCUGCUACUUCCAAGGAUACAUUGAAGGUUAUCCAAAUUCUAUGGUGAUUGUUAGCACAUGUACUGGACUCAGGGGUUUUCUCCAAUUUGGAAACGUUAGCUAUGGAAUUGAACCUCUGGAAUCUUCCAGUGGUUUUGAACACGUGAUCUACCAAGUGGAACCUGAGAAAGGAGGUGCAUUACUCUACGCCGAGAAGGAUAUCGAUUUAAGAGACUCGCAGUAUAAGAUACGAAGUAUCAAGCCACAGCGGAUCGUCUCUCACUAUUUGGAAAUACAUAUUGUCGUUGAAAAGCAAAUGAUCUUUGCCCCCUUUAAUCUUACAGUAAUUCUGUCUUCCCUGGAAUUUUGGAUGGAUGAAAACAAAAUCUUGACCACAGGCGAUGCUAACAAGUUGCUCUACAGGUUCCUGAAGUGGAAACAGUCGUACCUUGUUCUGCGACCACAUGAUAUGGCGUUUUUACUCGUCUACAGGAACACUACCGAUUAUGUUGGCGCUACCUAUCAAGGGAAGAUGUGUGACAAGAACUAUGCAGGAGGAGUUGCUUUGCACCCCAAAGCCGUAACUCUGGAAUCACUUGCAAUUAUUUUAGUUCAGCUGCUGAGCCUCAGCAUGGGGCUAGCGUAUGACGACGUGAACAAGUGCCAGUGUGGCGUACCUGUCUGCGUGAUGAACCCGGAAGCGCCUCACUCCAGCGGUGUCCGGGCCUUCAGUAACUGCAGCAUGGAGGACUUUUCCAAGUUUAUCACAAGUCAAAGCUCCCACUGUCUGCAGAACCAGCCACGGCUACAGCCAUCUUACAAGAUGGCGGUCUGUGGGAAUGGAGAGGUGGAAGAAGAUGAAAUUUGCGACUGUGGAAAGAAGGGCUGUGCAGAAAUGCCCCCGCCAUGCUGUAACCCCGACACCUGUAAGCUGUCAGAUGGCUCCGAGUGCUCCAGCGGAAUAUGCUGCAACUCGUGCAAGCUGAAGCGGAAAGGGGAGGUUUGCAGGCUUGCCCAAGAUGAGUGUGAUGUCACAGAGUACUGCAACGGCACAUCCGAAGUGUGUGAAGACUUCUUUGUUCAAAACGGUCACCCAUGUGACAAUCGCAAGUGGAUCUGUAUUAACGGCACCUGUCAGAGUGGAGAACAGCAGUGCCAGGAUCUAUUUGGCAUCGAUGCAGGCUUUGGUUCAAGUGAAUGUUUCUGGGAGCUGAAUUCCAAGAGCGACAUAUCUGGGAGCUGUGGAAUCUCUGCUGGGGGAUACAAGGAAUGCCCACCUAAUGACCGGAUGUGUGGGAAAAUAAUAUGUAAAUACCAAAGUGAAAAUAUACUAAAAUUGAGGUCUGCCACUGUUAUUUAUGCCAAUAUAAGCGGGCAUGUCUGCGUUUCCCUGGAAUAUCCCCAAGGUCAUAAUGAGAGCCAGAAGAUGUGGGUGAGAGAUGGAACCGUCUGCGGGUCAAAUAAGGUUUGCCAGAAUCAAAAAUGUGUAGCAGACACUUUCUUGGGCUAUGAUUGCAACCUGGAAAAAUGCAACCACCAUGGUGUAUGUAAUAACAAGAAGAACUGCCACUGUGACCCCACAUACUUACCUCCAGAUUGUAAAAGAAUGAAAGAUUCAUAUCCUGGCGGGAGCAUUGAUAGUGGCAACAAGGAAAGGGCUGAACCCAUCCCUGUACGGCCCUACAUUGCAAGUGCUUACCGCUCCAAGUCUCCACGGUGGCCAUUUUUCUUGAUCAUCCCUUUCUACGUUGUGAUCCUUGUCCUGAUUGGGAUGCUGGUAAAAGUCUAUUCCCAAAGGAUGAAAUGGAGAAUGGAUGACUUCUCAAGCGAAGAGCAAUUUGAAAGUGAAAGUGAAUCCAAAGACUAGUCUGGACAGAUUCCACAAUGUCACAAGUAAUUCUCUUCAGUGGACAGAAAAAAAAGUGGAAAAGAAAAGCCUAUGCAUUAUCUUGCCUGAAAGUCAAGCCUGCAUAUCGUGGUCUCCAUCAGGCCAGAAAUCAUAUCUCUCCAUUACACAUGUAUGAUACAUAUGUGUGUAUAUUAUUCCAUAAAUGAUUUACUUGUAAGAAAUGAAUGAUUAUGAAUUUCAUAUUAUACUUUGAUAUUUUACCCUAUUUCUGGUAGUCGGUAGUCAUCAAUUGUAUUUUCUAGUAGGUACAUUAUAGAAAAGGCUAUAAGAAAAUAAAUGUGGUACCAUGA